Molecule: messenger RNA, 909 nt
Organism: Wallemia mellicola CBS 633.66
Lineage: Eukaryota; Fungi; Basidiomycota; Wallemiomycetes; Wallemiales; Wallemiaceae
Exons: 2
Coding region: 30-806 (258 amino acids)
Cellular component (GO): endoplasmic reticulum membrane; endoplasmic reticulum
Source: RefSeq, a predicted model, not a curated record
CGCAACGUUGAGGAAGUCCUAACGAACAAAUGAGAAUAACAUUACUACCAUUGAUUAGUUUAGCGGGUGUAGCGAUUGCUUCAGUUAGCAGCUCAGUAAAGGCACCUCAAAUAGAGCUUAAGUCUGCUAUAAUAAACUCAAUAAGUGGAUUAUCGAUUGAUGGAAAUGUCAUUAUAAAUGGACAAACCAACAAUCUUCUCAUCAAUUCACUCAAUUCAGAUCCAGCUAAUUACACUUUGGAGUCUAUUUCAGGCGUUUUCAAGAACGUAAAGAACGAUAAAAAAGUGAAGGACGCACCAUCAGUUACGAACAUUGGUAAGACACUCAUUAGUAACUCAACAACACCAUACGUUUACAGCUUCCCAUCUGAGUUCAAGACAGGUGACUUAAAGCUUGAGGUUAGCGUAACAGUACGUGACAAUGAGCGUAUUAGCCACGUACUUGACGCUUUUACCGGUGUACUCAAAGUUGUAGAGCCAAAGCAAACUCUUGACCUCGAAAUGCUCUCAAUUUAUGCGCUCUUAGCUGGUAUCGCUUAUUUCGUCCUUAAGUUCGUCUAUGAAACCUAUAUCAACCCACUUUCGCCAAAUGAGAAGAAGAACAAAGCUAAAGAGAACAAGCCAUCUGCACCAAUUCGUCCUGUUAAGAUUGAAGAGCAAAAGGAAGGUAACGAUGAUUGGCUUCCUGAACUCGCAAAGUUGAAGCAGCGCAAGAACAAAGGGGGUGCAUCAUCAGCUGACGAAACGAGCGGUGAUGAGACCAACAAAAAGGGAAACAAGAAGAGCAAGAAAGCUGGACGUAAGUAAAUGGUGAAUUGGAAUGAAUAGCUAUGAAUUCGCUAUUCAAAUACCUUUUUAUCACGGAUUCGCAUGUACUUAAUCAAUAUUAAAAUAUAUCUUACUUGUGUCA